Molecule: messenger RNA, 2767 nt
Organism: Poecilia reticulata (guppy)
Lineage: Eukaryota; Metazoa; Chordata; Actinopteri; Cyprinodontiformes; Poeciliidae
Source: RefSeq, a predicted model, not a curated record
UUCAACUGAAAUAGAGUGAGGGGAAACGGCUCGGGAACAGCCGGCCAGGGAGACGUCCAGUGGAAAAAACUCACACAGAGCCCGCCAGCCUGACACACUUUUCAGUUGGCCGUCAGCGGCUGUGUUGACUUGUCACAUUGUUUGUUUGGUUUCUCGCUCAAAUAGAAGCCGCAUUUUUUAAUAUUCCAAAUCAGGCCGAGUAAUAUCGGAUGUGAUGUCCAGCUCGCCGCUGUCCAAGAAGCGUCGCUUGUCAGGAACAGAGACGAAGACGGGAUCCCACUGCUCCUCCUCUAACUCUGUCAGAACUGAUCUGUCCCAUACACCUGCAAACGGCAUGGCUAAGAAUGGCAAUGAUGCUGAGAUUGAUGAAGGCCUGUACUCAAGACAACUAUAUGUGCUGGGCCAUGAAGCAAUGAAGCGCAUGCAGAACUCCAAUGUCCUCAUUUCUGGAAUGAGAGGACUUGGAGUAGAGAUCGCAAAGAAUGUCAUCUUGGGAGGAGUUCGAAGUGUCACUGUGCAUGACCAAGGAGAUGCAGAAUGGCGAGAUCUCUCUUCUCAGUUUUACCUUCGUGAAGAGGACCUGGGAAAGAACAGAGCCGAGGUGAGUCAGCCUCGUUUGGCUGAACUCAACAACUACGUUCCUGUGACGGCGUAUACUGGAGCGCUCACCGAGGACUACCUUACCAAGUUCCAGGUGGUGGUGCUUACUAACUCCAACCUAGAUGAGCAGAAGCAUUUGGGAGACUUGUGCCACAGCAAAGGAGUCAAGCUGGUAGUUGCAGACACGCGUGGUCUGUUUGGCCAACUUUUCUGUGACUUUGGAGAGGAGAUGAUAGUGUACGACACCAAUGGAGAGCAGCCACUGAGUGCAAUGAUUUCCAUGAUCACCAAGGACAAUCCAGGUGUGGUAACUUGUCUUGACGAGGCUCGCCAUGGCUUUGAAAGUGGAGAUUAUGUGACCUUCACUGAGAUUCAGGGCAUGACGGAUCUAAAUGGCUGUCAGCCCGUGGAGAUUAAAGUUCUCGGUCCGUACACUUUCAGUAUCUGCGACACAACCGGCUUUUCAGAUUAUGUCAGAGGAGGAAUCGUCUCUCAGGUUAAGAUGCCCAAGAAGAUCAGUUUUAAAUCCUUGUCGUCCUCCAUGGCAGAACCAGACUUCAUAGUGACAGAUUUUGCCAAGUUCGAUCGUCCCGGACAACUACACAUAGGCUUUCAGGCCAUCCAUGCUUUCAAGCAGAAGCACAAUCGCCUCCCUACACCUUGGAGCCAGGCUGAUGGUGAGGAGCUGUUGACUCUGGCCAAAGAGCUGAACUCUGCCCAGACGGAGUCAGCCAAAGUGGAGCAGCUGGAUGAGGCUCUUAUCAAAAAGAUGUCUUAUCUUGCUGCUGGUGAUCUUUCCCCCGUCAAUGCCUUCAUUGGUGGAGUGGCUGCACAGGAAGUGAUGAAGGCAUCCACAGGGAAAUUUAUGCCUGUAAUGCAGUGGCUGUACUUUGAUGCGCUGGAGUGCCUUUCUGAAGGAGAAGAGGUUAUGCUCACAGAGGAAGAGUGCAGCCCUAGGAAUUGUCGGUACGACGGGCAGAUUGCAGUGUUCGGCAGUAAACUGCAGAAAAUCCUUGCCGACCAGCGCUACUUCCUGGUUGGAGCCGGAGCCAUUGGCUGCGAAUUGUUGAAAAACUUUGCCAUGAUUGGUCUGGCCAGUGAGGAGGGCGAGGUUAUUGUGACUGACAUGGACACCAUAGAGAAAUCCAACCUCAACAGACAGUUCCUCUUCAGACCCUCUGAUGUCACGAAAAUGAAGAGUGACACAGCUGCUGCUGCAGUGAAGCAGAUGAACCCCUCCUUCAAGAUCACAGCUCAUCAGAACAGAGUUGGUCCGGAGACGGAGAGGGUCUACGAUGACGACUUCUUCGAAAGUCUAAAUGGGGUUUCAAAUGCACUGGACAAUGUCGACGCACGUAUGUACAUGGAUCGGCGGUGUGUUUAUUAUCGGAAACCCCUGCUGGAGUCUGGUACUUUGGGCACGAAAGGCAACAUCCAGGUCGUGAUCCCCUUUGUCACAGAGUCGUACAGCUCCAGCCAAGACCCGCCUGAGAAGUCCAUCCCCAUCUGUACCCUGAAGAACUUUCCAAAUGCAAUUGAACACACACUGCAGUGGGCCCGAGACGAGUUUGAGGGGCUCUUCAAACAGGCACCAGAAAAUGCCAUGCAGUACCUCACAGAUUCUAAGUUCAUGGAGCGAACUCUGAAGCUUCCAGGAGCUCAGCCUGUGGAGGUGCUGGACGCCGUGUACAAGAGUGUUGUUACAGACUGCCCGCACAGCUGGGCUGACUGCGUGGCCUGGGCUCGCAAUCACUGGCAGUGCCAGUACAGCAACAACAUCCGCCAGCUAUUGCACAACUUCCCCCCAGAUCAGCUCACCAGCUCAGGCGCCCCCUUCUGGUCUGGUCCAAAGAGAUGUCCUCACCCCUUAGAUUUCAGCACGAGCAACUUCCUUCCUUCCUCUUUCCGCCACCUUCCAGUGAAGAACUGUUUCCGUGUGAGCAGCAGAGGGCGCUCCAAAGUCAACCCGUACUGCUUGCAGGCCAACGACUCGUUCAGCAAGCAGCAGUGGAUCACCUGCCUGCGCCAGGCCAUCGUCCAGUCACGGGACCGGACCGCUCACACCAGCCAGUCGCCGCUCUCACUCCCCCCCGACCCCGCCCUGUGUCACAUUGCGGAUCUCAGCCUCAGCUCGGACACGGACAUGGCAGACCACACCUGUUGCUGA